Molecule: messenger RNA, 504 nt
Organism: Rotaria socialis
Lineage: Eukaryota; Metazoa; Rotifera; Eurotatoria; Philodinida; Philodinidae
Source: the annotation of a GenBank genome assembly
AUGCAUUCAACAAAUACAUUAGAUGAAAUAUUUGAUGUACCAGAUAAAGAAGAUAAUAUACAACAACAACCACUUGAUAGAACAGAAUUUGAUAGAUAUUUGGGAGAUGAAACAAGAAUAGAUAAUAAUACGAAUAUUUUAACUUAUUGGCAUUUAAAUAAAUCUAUAUAUCCUAAUUUAGCUCGACUAGCUAAACGGAUUUUGGCUAUUCCUGCUACAAAUACGACAAUCGAACGUUUAUUUUCUGAUAGUGGUAACACCAUAACUGAUCGUAGAACACGACUAGAUACAGAUAAAAUUAAUAAUUUGUUAUUUAUUAAGAGAAAUAUGCGUGUUUUAAGAGAUAUUUAUCCAUCUGUUGUUGAAGUGUGCAGAAAAAGAAAUCAUAGUUUAACUUCAACUGAUUCAACACCUACUGCAACACCAAAUAAAAAAAUUAAAUUGAUCGCUAGAAGUCCAGAAUUACACGAAGAAACAGCUGAUGAAAAUGAUGACGAUGAAUAG